CCAAAAGAUGCGUCUCCCAAAUUUUUAAGGAGCCUUGAGAUACUUUUUUAGCUCGCGGCGAAAAAUUUCGCGAACAAUACCGAUGUUACGUGCCAUGAGCAUAAUAGCGAUGCUGAUGCUACGACUGCUGGGCUUCGGGAUCGGGACGUGCGCCGCCAGGCUCGAGACGAAGGACCAGAUGCUCGCCUUUCUGCGCGCGCACCCCUCCCGCGCGUACUUCAGCCGACUGGUGCGCGACGGACCCUACGACGUUGCCAUGGAAGUGGGCGUGGCCGACGGCCGAUUCUCGGAACAUUUUCUGAUCGACGCCCAGCCCAAAACGUGGUACAUGGUCGAACCGUUCCCGAACAAAAUGCUUCAGGCCCGCUAUCCGCCGUCGGCGAGCGGGCGCCGCGCGCCGCGGCGCCAGCUCGAAGAGAUGCCCACGUCCUGGGCAUCGCGGGGCAUUGGCACCACGUCAACAUUACGCUUCUUCAAGGCGUUCUCGCUCGACAAGGCCGUCCUCGACGCCGUCGCCCCGGAGUCCGUUGACUUUGUCUACCUGGACGGUGCGCACGACUACGCGAACGUAGCCCGGGAGCUCGAGCCGUAUUAUCGAAUGUUGCGGCCGGGCGGCAUGCUCGCGGGCCACGACUAUUGCAAGUACGACGAAAGGCCGUUGGCGUGCCGGGGCUGCGCGGACGUGCCGGCGUGCGUGAAAUACACCGAGUACGGCGUUCGACACGGCAAGGGUGACCGGCGCGUGGCGAACCAGUGGGGCGUCGUGAGGGCCGUGCAGGAGUGGCUUGCGCGGCACCCCGAGCUCGAGGUCUACCACACGAUCGAGAAUUUCACGCGGACGUCGCUCGCGCAGGACGGCAUGGACUACGACCUCGUGAUCACGAAUACCUACAACCCGUCGUGGUACGUAUUCAAGCCGGGAACACCCGUGCAGUCCUCUUCAGCGAGUGGUUCGCCGCCGUGCGGCGCUGUCGUCGUGGACAAGAGCAAUUCCUUAUUGCCUCAACUGAGCGCAAAUCCCUCGUGUCCGUCCCGCUUUCAACACGUCCAGCGCUUGCCUAAUCACGCGGCCGAUCUCACAGUGGCCUAUCUCUAUUAUCGCGACACGGAGUAUUUGGAACGGCACGUGAAGCACUGGAUCACCCUGCCCAGGGACUUGCUCAAGCGGAUAUCCAUUUUAGUUGUUGACGAUGGCUCCCCGAUGGACCAUUCCGCGCGCGCCGUGCUUGAAAAAAUGCGAGCUUGCGACGUGCGCGCCGCCGUCGUCCGAGUGGGCGAGGACAUCAGGUGGAACAUCGGCGGCGCCCGGAACCUCGCAUUUGCCCUUGCGCCCACCGAACUCGUGCUUCUCGUGGACGCCGACCAGCUUGUCACGCAGUCGUUGCUCGAAUGGAGCCUGCGGCACUCGAAGUACGCUCUCGCUCGUUGCGACAUUUUUCUUGAUUUUCCGCGCAAGUUUCCGAAUGGCCGACAGCACCGAGUGCACCCAGCCACGAUGCUGACAUCCCGCUCGAGUUACUGGAGAGUGGGAGGCUGCGACGAGGACUUUGUCGGAAACUACGGGUUUACGGACGUACAUUUCGCUGCUCGACUCAGGCAGACGCCGGAUUGCCAGCGCAUAUCUUCGGAGAGACCAAUCAUGAAACACGUCGCGAAUUUCACGGACGCCAUGGCAUUGGAGCCCGCACCGCCGCUCAUCCACCUCGAGCGAGUCCACUCGAGUCACGACAUUGCAGCAAAUAAGGCUAUUCUUCGUCAGAAAUUUCAGGGUCAACUUCCAUGGUCCACGGAUUACCUCCGAUUCUCGUGGGAGUGGGUCUUUGGUGCCGAUGGACUGGCACAAUGCUAAUCACGAUGUGCCCAAAGGAAGUGUGCGAACAGCCCGCCAGACGUUUCAGUCCAGUGUCCAACAGGCCAAGCGAGGUAGCUGUCGCUGUUAAGUGGUGUACUACCACGAGGCCGAGCUAGUCUGAUUUGCCACGGUUCAGCAUUUCAUUGACCUCUCCGAGUCUGGGUCCAACUUGAAGUCCGAGCCCCCGACGUCCUCAAGGUUGCGCACUGAGAUGAUGAUAUAAGUCGAGUGCUUUUUUACACCACUUUUUUUAUUUUAGAGGCCAAUUAAGCCCUAAAUAUUCGCUGCUCAUAGGA
Pelagomonas calceolata is the source of this 2148-nucleotide messenger RNA. NCBI's taxonomy places the organism in Eukaryota, Pelagophyceae, Pelagomonadales, Pelagomonadaceae. The record is from the annotation of a GenBank genome assembly.